Messenger RNA from Somion occarium, 551 nucleotides. Lineage: Eukaryota; Fungi; Basidiomycota; Agaricomycetes; Polyporales; Cerrenaceae. The record is from the annotation of a GenBank genome assembly.
AUGUCGGACCGCUCAUUGCGUGGUGGUAUCACGGUCUCUUUGGUACGUGGCUCUUUACCACCAUCAUUGGAACUGACAGCUUUCUGUUGUACUAAAAAGAUUACAAGUGAACUUUUGCUUCUAGGACACAAGCAUUGCUUUGCCAUGGCAUUUGUUGCUCUUAGUCCUUUUCAUCUAAAUGAAUACCUUUGUGCCUCUUGCUAUCUCUUGUUGGCAGACUGAUCAUCGUAGUGCAUGAUGCAUUUGACUUCACCCGAGAUGCCCAUGAAUGGCUUAGGAACGAAUAGAUAGUCGCUGCAGCUUGGACUCGGACACACUUCGUCUAUGGCCUCCACCACGUUGUUUUCUUUCGGGGUUCUGUCCAUGCCCAUCAACAGUAUCUCCGUCCAUUUCAAAGAGGCUAUACUCAAUUCUCUCGACCUCAACGUACUCAACGCCGCCUCGCUGAACAUCUGCGUCCAAGGCUCGCGGAGGCAUUCAGACUCCUGUUUUCUGCCCGUUGAUCGGAGGACUUCGGUACAGCACGCAUCCAUCAGACUCCGGAAGCUCGC